Venustampulla echinocandica is the source of this 1167-nucleotide messenger RNA. RefSeq lists its product as uncharacterized. The record is from RefSeq and is a predicted model, not a curated record. The transcript has 3 exons. Lineage: Eukaryota; Fungi; Ascomycota; Leotiomycetes; Helotiales; Pleuroascaceae. Gene Ontology annotation, cellular component: SUMO-targeted ubiquitin ligase complex. Bases 1 to 1167 code for a protein of 388 amino acids. Gene Ontology annotation, molecular function: ubiquitin-protein transferase activity.
AUGGACGAAUGGCCACCAGAACCGCAACGCCACAAGAGGUCCCGUGAGGAGAUGUCCCAGCAAGCAUCUAUUUCCCCGUCAGCCAUCCAGUUCAUAGAGCCGUCUUCUAGCCAGCCAUCAUCUAGAUAUCCCUCGGUGCCUUCCAGCAAUACCCGUACGAUCGCCCCUUCUUUCCUCGAGAGACGACGCACAUCACACCCUCAUAACCGUCCUGUACACAUACAAUCAUUGCACCGAGCAUCCGAAGACAUGGCGGAAAUAUCCCAGCCACAGUCGAGGCCACGGCUGGAACAUCGAAGUUCCCAAACUAUCAUUGAUCUUACCGAUGAGCCUGAUGAAAUUGGCCCUGUUUCUCGGGGGCCCUCCCGGCGGCCGCCACAGCUUGGGAGGAGUGAUGCGUCAGGCUUGAUGGAGUUUAUAGAUCUCACAGAUGAUGAUAUUGUUAUCACGGGAGGUCGAGAGUUGCCCCGACCCCGAGCUCAAGAAAACCGGCAUGCUCGAGAUAUUCACUUCGCCCCUAUGCGAGACGAUUCGCCCUCGCUCUUCAUACCCCACCCACCGCAUCCUCCCCACGCCAUCCGAAGAGUAUUCGCCAACCCAAUGAAUGCUAUAGGAGUUGCUCUUGGCUUUAGAAUUCCUGAAGUACGCGGAGCUGCAGCACCUCAUCACGAAGCCUUUCACGCCGCCCACUUUGUGGAGCAUAUGCAAAUAUUGCGCGGAAUGGAUGCCCAAAAUAUGCCAGGCCUGAUGGAUUACAGACAGCCUGCGUUCGCAGCACCGAAACCGGAACAUGUCCCUCCAAAACCCGCCAGAGAGAACUUCACACGGUCACCUAAAGAAGACGACAUCAUAAUUUGUCCCAGCUGCGAGGAGGAGUUGGUGCACAAGAAGGAUGUCGAGGAACCCGUGGUUAAAAAGACCGGCAGAGCCCCGAGUAGAAAGGACAGGGAGGAGCAUCCAUUCUGGGUGAUCAAGGAAUGUGGUCACGUCUACUGUAAUAACUGCUAUCAGAACCGUGGACAUCCUGGCAAAACACCCGCAUCGGUCAGCUUCCCCGAAAUCUCGAAGCCAGGCAAGAACCGAACCACCAAAAUUCUGACUUGCGCCGUCGAGGACUGCGACUCUGAUGUCAAGGCCAAGGACAAGUGGGUGGGUGUGUUCCUCUAA